Molecule: messenger RNA, 877 nt
Organism: Rubroshorea leprosula
Lineage: Eukaryota; Viridiplantae; Streptophyta; Magnoliopsida; Malvales; Dipterocarpaceae
Source: the annotation of a GenBank genome assembly
CAAAAUCUUUACCUCUCUACAAGACUCAUGAUCACAGAAUCUUACUAAAAGAAGGAAUAACAUCAAUCAACAUUAGGCCUUGUCAUUACGUAAGUGUGCAGAAAAAUGUUAUUUAAUAGCUAACUAGGGACAUGUUAGCUUCUGGAAUUAUUCAAAAUAACAUGAGUUCUUUUUCUUCCCCUGUGAUAUUGGUGAAGAAGAAAGGUGGGGCAUGGAGGUUCUGUGUGGACUACCAAGAACUUAACAAGCACACCAUUAAGGAUAAGUAUCCAACUCCUGUGAUUGAGGAAUUACUAGACGAGUUGCAAGGAUCCACUAUUUACUCUAAAAUUGAUUUGCAUGCUGGAUACCACCAAAUCAGAAUGCAUCCAGAUGAUGUACCAAAGACAGCCUUUAAGACACACGAUGGUCAUUAUGAAUAUUUGCAAGAGUCUUUAGGAACUUGUAGAACAUUUGGAAAAGGUCAUUUUAUAUUUGCUGAAGAAGUAUCCACUGAUCCUAAUAAGGUUAUUGAUCCUAACAAGGUUGAAGCAAUGAAGAAUUGGUCAAUUCCUAACUCUGUUAAGGAGCUGCAAGGAAACAGAGCUUUCCAUUCUCUUAAGGAAGCCAUGAUUACUACUCCAGUUCUAGCUCUAGCUGAUAUUUCCCAAGAGUUUAUGGUGGAGACUGAUGCUUGUGGGGGAGGAAUAGGUGCAGUAUUCAUGCAAAAAGGGCAUCCUAUUGCCUAUAUCAGUAAGGCAUUGUGACAACGGAACCAAGCUGUAUUGGUGUAUGAGAAAAAACUAUUGGCCUUGAUAUAUGCUGCUACCAAACGGAGCCAUUAUCUCUCAAGAAGGCAUUUCAUUGUCAAAAUUGACCAUAAAAGCCUGAAAUAUUU